Geodia barretti is the source of this 567-nucleotide messenger RNA. Lineage: Eukaryota; Metazoa; Porifera; Demospongiae; Tetractinellida; Geodiidae. The record is from the annotation of a GenBank genome assembly.
AUGAGCCCCGGCGCCUUCAAGCGACGCGGCGAGGGCGUGGAAAUCGCUUAUGGACUGCAUCCGAGCCCCUUCGGCCCCUGCUUUGUCGGGCAGACGGAGCGCGGCAUCUGCGCCCUGGGUUUCGCCGAUGGUGGCGAGGGCAAUGGCGAAGCAGUCCGCGCCGAGUUCGAGCGUCGCUGGCCCGCCGCGCGCUUCCACGAGGAUCGUGCCGCUACCGCUCACGUCGCAGCGCGCAUUUUCGGCGAGCGCCCAGCAGACAGCACGCCACUCCGCCUGGCUGUCGCCGGCACCAACUUCCAACUCAAGGUCUGGGAGGCACUGCUGCGCAUUCCCCCCGGCCGCAUCACCUCCUACCACGCGCUGGGCCAGGCGCUGGGGCUGCCGCGUUCGGCCCGCGCGGUGGGCGGCGCCGUUGCCGCCAACCCGGUCUCGUAUCUGAUCCCCUGCCACCGGGUGAUCCGGCACACGGGCCGCAUCUCGCACUAUGAGUGGGGCCGCUCCCGCAAGCGUGUCAUGCUGGGCUGGGAGGCGGCGCACUUCGGUCCGGCCGCGAGCGACGGCGCAUAG